Antechinus flavipes (yellow-footed antechinus) is the source of this 2854-nucleotide messenger RNA. It is a transcript of the gene NRG3, whose product is annotated as neuregulin 3. Gene Ontology annotation, biological process: animal organ development; nervous system development; intracellular signal transduction. NCBI's taxonomy places the organism in Eukaryota, Metazoa, Chordata, Mammalia, Dasyuromorphia, Dasyuridae. Gene Ontology annotation, molecular function: chemorepellent activity. The transcript is spliced from 9 exons. Bases 102 to 2201 code for a protein of 699 amino acids. The record is from RefSeq and is a predicted model, not a curated record.
CUGCCGCCGCCGCUGCUGCUGCUGUUUUCCGCCCGCCGGCUCCGGGUCCCUGAUGUCUCUCUGGCUUCCCCGCGGGGGGCGAAGGUGAAAAGGCUCCUAGGAUGAGUGAAGGGGCGAGCGGUGCCUCCCCACCUGGUGCCGCUUCUGCCGCCGCUGCCACAGCGGCCGCCGCCGCUGCCGCCGCCGAGGAAGGGGCAGCAGCGGCGGCGGGCGGGGGCCCGGACGGGGAAGGGGCGGCCGAGCCCCCCCGGGAGUUACGCUGUAGCAACUGCAUUGUAUGGAACCGGCAGCAGACUUGGCUUUGCGUGGUGCCCCUGUUCAUCGGCUUCAUCGGCCUGGGGCUCAGCCUCAUGCUCCUUAAAUGGAUCGUGGUGGGUUCCGUCAAGGAGUACGUGCCCACCGACUUGGUGGACUCCAAGGGGAUCGGCCAGGACCCCUUUUUCCUUUCCAAGCCCAGCUCUUUCCCUAAGGGCAUGGAGACCACCACGACCACGACCACCACCUCCACCUCCACCUCUACCCCGUCCUCCGGCACCGCCUCCUCCAGGACGCCCAACCGGAUUAGCACUCGUCUGACCACCAUCACUCGGGCGCCCACUCGCUUUCCUGGGCACCGGGUGCCCAUCCGGGCCAGCCCCCGCUCCACAACGGUGCGGCACACCGCAGCCCCCCCGACAGUACUCUCCACCACGGUCCCCUUCUUCAGCAGCAGCACGCAGGGUUCCCGCCCACCCCUGCCAGGGGCACCCAGUACCCAGCCAAUGCCCUCUUGGCCCACUGCGGCAUACGCUACCUCCUCCUACCUCCACGACUCAACUCCCUCCUGGACCCUGUCUCCCUUUCAGGAUUCUUCCUCCUCCUCCUCCUCCUCCUCUUCCUCUUCCUCCUCCUCUACCACCAUCACACCAGAAACUAGCACCAGCCCCAAAUUUCAUACAACUACAUAUUCCACUGAAAGAUCGGAGCACUUUAAGCCGUGCAAAGACAAGGAUCUUGCAUAUUGUCUGAAUGAAGGAGAAUGCUUUGUGAUUGAAACCUUGACGGGGUCACACAAACACUGCCGGUGCAAAGAAGGCUACCAAGGAGUCCGCUGUGAUCAGUUUUUGCCGAAAACCGAUUCCAUCUUGUCGGAUCCAACAGACCAUUUGGGGAUUGAAUUCAUGGAGAGUGAAGAAGUUUACCAAAGGCAGGUGCUUUCAAUUUCCUGUAUCAUCUUCGGGAUUGUCGUUGUAGGCAUGCUCUGUGCUGCAUUCUACUUCAAAAGCAAGAAACAAACUAAACAAAUCCAGGGGCAGUUGAAAGAAAUGCAAAGUGGUAAAAAGUACAGCCUCAAUGCCUCCAGCAUGAUGGUCAAGUCAGACAACAUGGCACAGAGCAGAGGACAACAGCAAAAUUAUUCAAAGACGGAAAGGCACCCAGGGCGAACCUUGGAGAAAAUGAUGGAAUCCAGUUUUACUGGCAAUCAACCUUUUCCAGAAGUUCAUUCUCCUGACAGAGGAAGCCAGUCCUUCAAACACCACAGGAGUCUUUCUUCAUGUUGUAGCCCAGGGCAACGGACUGGGAUGCUACAUAGGAAUGCUUUUCGAAGGACACCACCUUCUCCUCGAAAUCGACUCAACGGGAUUGCAGGACCAGCAUAUCAACAACUGGAAGAGGCAAGAAUUACAGAUCAAGACACAAUUCCUUGCCAAGGGUAUCCAUCCAGUGGAUUAAAAACACAACAAAACACAACAAUAAAUAUGCAACUGCCUUCAAGAGAGACAAAACCCUAUUUUAAUAGCUUGGAUCAAAAGGACCUAGUGGGAUACUCAUCCACAAGGGCCAGUUCUGUUCCCAUCAUCCCUUCAGUAGGCUUAGAGGAAGCCUGCAUGCAAAUGCCAGGUAUUUCUGACAUCACAAGCCUCAAAUGGUGCAAAAACUCCUGUUCUGCUGAACUUGUCAAUGUGAGUGGUCCAGUCAGCAAUUGUCUUAUAGUAGAACAACAAGAAGUAAAAAUAUUGCUAGAAACUGUCCAGGAGCAGAUCCGGAUUCUGACUGAUGCAAGAAGGUCAGAGGACUAUGAACUGGCCAGUGUUGAAACUGAGGACAGUGCAAGUGAAAACACAGCCUUUCUGCCCAUGAGCCCAGUGGCCAAAUCAGAAAGAGAGGCACAAUUUGUCUUAAGAAAUGAAACACAAAGAGACUCAGCAUUGACCAAGUGACUUGGGAAAUAAGGAUCUGUGCAUUCAAUGCUUUGCUAAACAGGAAAGAGAGGAAAUUAAAUACAAAUUAUUUAUAUGCAUUAAUUUAAAAGCAUCUACUUAGAAGAAACCAAAUAGUCUAUCGCCCUCAUAUCAUAUAGUGUUUUUUAAGAAAAUAUUUUUUUAAAGGGAAAGAAACAUUUCAGGAGGGAUAAAGCUUACAUCAAAAGCUUUUUGGUAGGUUUCUGAAUACACUUUCAGUUAGUUUUAGCACUGUUCUCUUUGGCUCUUAGAAGGCUUGGGCUAUGCAUAAAAACCACUCUAAAAGUUCAGUGAUGGCCUUAGAUCCAUUUAGGGUUCCAAGGUUUAAAGGGAGAAUACUAUUCACUGAUUACAGACUCUUUACUGAACAGGUAAGUCCCUGAAGCUUUACUGGAAUAUGCUCAAAUAUUUAAUUUCUUGUCCACCCAAUAGGCUCGCUGCAGGUCCCACUGUGGCAACAAAUUUUAAUAUUUCCUAUUUGAUUUUGAAAUAAUGGCACAAAAAUACUAAAUUUUGAAAUGGUCAGAAGCACAGGAGAUGCAGGCACCCUCCAAAACCCUCCAGUGUACUAUGAGAGUGUACAUAUUUCAUAAGGUUUUAAAAGAGCUAAAUUUGACACUGGCAAAAAUAGU